AUGCAAUUUAGUUUAUAAAAAAAAGUAAUUUAUAUUUAUUUGUAUUACGAGUAUUAUAAAAAAUAUUAAAAGAAAAAAAAUCAAAAAACAAAUUAAGAAAGAAAGAAAGAAAAAACAAUUAAUAAAAUAAGUUCUAUCAAAUAAAAGUUAGAAAAAUAAAUCAAGGAAAAAAUGAUAUAAAAUUAAUAAUCCUUGAAUGAGGUAAUUGAGAUGCAAGAACAAAUCCAAGAAACUGGAGAAAUAAUGGUUUAUCUGACCUCAGUUUAGUAAUAGAAAGAUAUCAGCUAAAUCAACAAGUAAUUCUAAGGGACUUUGAUGAAUAAAGUUAUUCCAAGGGAUCUUUAUGAAUUCUUUCAUUCUAAAGUAAAGAUGGAGAAAGAACGCUACGAAAAAGAAAUAUAUUAGAUUAACGAUGCUAAAACUGAGAAAACUAAGUACAUGUAAACUCUAUCUGUUAUUUACAAACUACUAUAAUAAUACAAUUUGGGUAGAGAGUAUAUCGAUUUUCUCAUGAAUUUCAUCAAUAAGAGACCAGAUUACACCAAAGUGAAUGCUGUGACUCUCAUGUAUAGAAUGCGUUUAACUGGCAUUAUAAUGCUUGAGCAUUAUUUAAAAUACAAAAAUGGAAACAUAAACCUAUACGAUUUCAACAACGUAUGGAAUAGCCUGUACUCUAAGAUUGUAGAAUUUAAUAGAAAGCACUAAUAGUAAAAGAUUAAUUUUGCUGAGCAGACAUCAGUGGUUAAACGUUGUGAGAGUGUAAUAAAAUAAUAUAUUGAAGAAUAAAAAUAGUUUGAGGAAUCUCAAAAUAAUCACUCGAUCUCUUACAAAAUGCAUCUUAAACCAACUGGGCUAAAAAUAAACCUAUAAGACUCAUCUGAAUAAAAGUUAUCUCCAAAUUAAUCUCUCUAGAUGAUCGUGAAGAGCAAUUCAUAAGGUCAGUAGGAACUUAUAGAAAAUAAAUUAAUAUAAUCAAGUAUCGUUGGACAGAAUAAAUCUCAGAUUCCUUUAAAAAGCUCUAUGUAAAUGGAUUUGAUGGUUGAAUCGACGCCUAUGGAAGCGAGCAGCAGAGUUUAACAAUAAUUUUCUAAUUAUGAUAGCUAGAAAGAAGUAAGAUAAAAUUACCUCAAAGAAAUGCAAAAUAUUAACAAUGAUAUUGAGCAAGAAGUAUCCAUCUUAAUAAAAGUCCACUACAUGCAUCAUCUAAAUAUAACUAUACCUACCAAAGUAGUUGAUUUUAUGGAUUAAUCGAAGAAAGAAGCAUAUUUACAAGUCUUCUAUGAAUGGAGGAAAAAUAUCAACAAGAAGAUAGAAGAAAUAAGUAGAAAUAUGACCAUGAUAAGAAAUAUGCAAACUCAACUUUAUGAGAUAUAUAAUUCGCAUCCUCAUACUAUAUCUUAGCACAAACAAAAAAAUUAAAAGUCAUAUUUAGAAUAAUGCAAAAAGUUAGAAAUUUCAUUCCCCUUUCUUCUAGAAAAAUUAGAAUAAUAUUUGAAAUAAGUAUAAUAAUAUGUUAACCAUUAUGAUUAGUGCUUUUCUAACAGAUUACAAGUAACAUAUCAUUCUGACUCUACGCCUGUAACAGUUGAUUAUUAAAGCUAAAAGAUUACUAAUGUUGAGCUGGUUUAAGAGAGUGUAGAUGAAAAUGAGACAGGAAUUUCAUUAGAAGAAACGAAAGAAAUGAGUUAUCUUCAUGAUUUGGCCUCCUAAUCUAAUAAAAGUAAGUAAGCAAGUGGAAGCACUCAUAACUUAAAUCCAACUGAAAUUAUGAUGACUCGCAACAAAUCUAAGUAAAUAAAAACUAACUCUACGCUUGAUGUCAAUGAAAGCAAUCUAAUUAAUUCUACAAAAAUAGAGUCAAAUUCUUAAAUUCUAAAAUCCAAACAUAGUUAAGAGCUAGAAAAAAACAAGAGCGCUCUUUUAAAUAACUCUACUCUUGCAUAAACGAUAGUGCCAGACCCCUAUCAGAACGCAAAAUCUCAAUAUAAUUAAAAAAUAAAAGCCAACUCUUCAUAAGAUAGUUUGAAGAAUGCUAUCAAAGGAGAUAUGAAAUAAAUUCCUUUUAACCAGUCAUCAAAAAAUUCAAUUAUCGAUAAUUCGAAAUAUCCCUUUGAAUUUAAUAAUAAUCUAAAAAAUAUAUUUCAGCAAGAAAGAUUAUUAAAUUUAACAAACAAUUUAAUUAAUGAGUCAAAAUCCAAAUUUAACAAUGAUCAACAUAGCCAAGAAAAAGGCAUUAUUAUAAAGUCUGAUUAUUAAGAUAUGUAAGAUAAAUUAAAAUAAUAUCACUAUUAGUUAAAGUAGUUGAAUGAAAGAUAUAGCAUACACUUAUAGGAAUUUGAAGAUAUUAUUCAUCAUUUAAAAACCUACUUAUACGCUCACUGCUUUAAACAGUAGCAAAACCCUUUUUUAGAAGUCCAAAAUGCUACAGCUUCUUAAAUUAAAAAAUGUACUAAUUUUUUAGAAGCUAAUUAGAAUUUUUAAAAAUAAAUUGAUUUUAUAGAAGAUUAAUUUCUCCAUUUUCCUAGCGAGGACAAUUUAAACGCUGAGUGUUAUGAAGUCCUCAGAAAAAAGUUAAAAGUAAGUAAAUAAAUUGUAUAUGAAUCUAACUAUCAAAAUAAGAAUUAAGAUUUGUAAAAGAAAAAUAAUUAAUAAACAAAAAAUAGGCUUGAUCUUAAUAAUUCUAUGUAGGAAGAAAGUGUCUAAAUUUAAACUAUAACUCCUGUUGCUGAUUAAUCUAAUUAUAAUUAUAUUCAUAAUUUAAAAAGAUAUUAUGAACCUUGCUCAAAUUCUAAGCAGCUUAUUUAAAAAUAACAUUAAAAAAAUAAAGAUUUCUAAACCAAAUUUUAUGAAGAUAGUAAGCUGAUAUUUAAUAAAUUAUUCGGUGAUAGCGGAUUAAAAUCUUUAAAAACUGUAAAGCUUAAUUAGUUGAUAAGAAAUGAUGAUUCUUUGAAAAAACUGUUUUCUUGCUGA
Messenger RNA from Tetrahymena thermophila SB210, 2970 nucleotides. Its product is annotated as C2 domain protein. The record is from RefSeq and is a predicted model, not a curated record. The transcript has 3 exons. Lineage: Eukaryota; Ciliophora; Oligohymenophorea; Hymenostomatida; Tetrahymenidae.